Molecule: messenger RNA, 711 nt
Organism: Penaeus vannamei (Pacific white shrimp)
Lineage: Eukaryota; Metazoa; Arthropoda; Malacostraca; Decapoda; Penaeidae
Source: RefSeq, a predicted model, not a curated record
AAUUCACCCCAGUGGGAACAGGGAUGGGCGUGGAUGGCCUUACAAUCCAUUCACACUCGACAACCAGCCCGUCUGAACAGGUGACUUCCUACCAGGCUCAAGAUUUUUCUAAGAAACUAUUAUCAUUAUUGCUUCCGCCAAGGAAUUUAUGGUUAUGGACGUCACCAGUGUACUUGAGAAAGAAGAGAUUUUAAUGUAAUUCUUCGUGCGAAUAUUUCAUUCCAUCAGGGACUUUAUUCCCUUGCCGGAGAACGCAGGAAAUGAGACUUUUGUGCUUGCUUGUGCUGCUGUGUCUCGAGGCUCCUGGAGACAGCUUUGAGAUUCAGGGCCAAGACAUCGACAAGAAUGUUUACGCUAAAAUCUUUCAGUGUGUCAAGCUGCUGUGUAAAAUGUCACCGGAUUACACCGAAUGCAAAAAAUGCUUGAUGGAAGUAGAUGUGCCUCAACUGCCUGUCGAAAAUCUCCUUCGUUGCCUGGAGGAAAUCCCAGGUUGUGACGAGAAGGACACUACAGCCCUAGGAAAAGUGCGCAAAUGCAUUGAGAAGGAAAGUCCGGAGAUGGGCGGCUGCUUCAGCGGAGAGCAUGACAGCACCCACAGCAUUAACUUCCCUGCGCUUGAAUGACACGGUGACACAUCCGAAAAAUAAAAUCACAAUGUAGCCUCUUUUUUUGUCGUUAUUUGUCUCCCUUUAAAUAAAAGUUGCCGUGGUA